This is a messenger RNA of Achroia grisella, 667 nucleotides long. RefSeq names its product cuticle protein 16.5-like. Lineage: Eukaryota; Metazoa; Arthropoda; Insecta; Lepidoptera; Pyralidae. The transcript has 2 exons. The record is from RefSeq and is a predicted model, not a curated record. The coding region runs from base 78 to 653 and encodes 191 amino acids.
GUUUGAGUAUGCUCAUAUAAAAGCGAAAGCAAGUGCUUCAAAAAUUAUUAUUAACCAUACCAACGGACAACGCAAACAUGUAUUCUAAGAUCGUCGUGUUCCUGUGCGCUGCGGGUAUUGCCUCCGCUGGCAACCUCUUGCACGCGGCUCCUCUUUCAUACGCUGCUGCCCCCGCCGUCGCCACAUAUGCCGCUGCUCCCGUCGUCGCCAAGACACUCGCACCUGCCGUCUCCUACCAGUCAAUCUCCACUCACUCCGCACCAGUAGCCUUAGCUGCACCUGCUCUGCAAUACUCUGCGUCCCCUGUUAUCGCUAAGACCCUCUCUCCUGCAGUGUCUUACCAAUCAAUCUCAGCACCUGUUGCUUACGCCGCGGCUGCCCCAGCUGUCCAGUACUCAGCUGCCCCAGUCAUUGCCAAGACACUAGCUCCUUCUGUUUCCUACCAGUCGAUUUCCACUCACUCUGCCCCCAUCGCUACCUACUCUGCCGCUCCCCUAGUCACGAAGACCAUCGCUCCAGCUCUGACUUACGCUGCUGCCCCAGCUGUCUCUUAUGCGGCUGCUCCAGUCCUCAAGUCUGCUGUAACUUACUCCGCGGCUCCAGCUGUGUCCCACGUCGCAUACUCUGGUUUGGGAGCUAGCUAUGGCUGGUAAACUAACGAUUGUUA